GCGUAAGGCCCUGCCGGAAUGUCCAUGCUUUGCGACCCGUUGGACAUUCCAUCCCUUGGCUUGGAAACUAGCUCUCCCCUCUUUCUCGCACGGUAGCACAGGUUUCGUCGAGUCGCAUUUGCCCAGGGAUCGCGCAGGGCGCGUGAUGUUGCGUGUUUUUCAUCGAUCUCACCGGCGAUCGAUGGCGCGGGAGUGAGCGGAGCUUCAAUCUUUGGUAGAUUUCUUGUCCCUACCCCAAUCCAACGCCGCGAGGUAGUUGCUGCUGGCCAGCCAUGGGAUUUCUAGCAAGGGCCUCGCUGUGGCUGCUACUGGCGAUCGCGAUUGCUGCCAUCGCCGCGCAGGAAGAUCAUCGUGGAGCAUUCCAAGACACAGGGAUAGUGGUGAUUCAUCCGGGAUUUGGGAGAACCCUGAAGCAAGCGCCCUCCUCUAACUCGACCUUGCUCCUCGCGGAGGAUCGGACUAGCAGGCACGAUCCGCUCGAUGAUUUCCGGCGAUACAGGGAUGGCUGGGACAUUCGAAACAAACACUACUGGGCGUCUGUCGGUUUUACAGGGCUUCCAGGUUUCAUCCUAGCGCUCCUCUGGGCAGCGCUGGGUUUGCUCUUCCUACUGUCCUUGUGCUGCUACUGCUGCUGCUGUAGGAGGAAAGAUCGCUCGGGAAGCGAGUCCAGUUUGGUACCCUUGCUUCUGCUCUCCUUACUCACUUUGGCGGCAAUUGCCGGAUGCGUGUUGGUGUACAUCUCCCAGGCAAAGUUCCAUGACGAGCUGUCCGGCACUCUCAACUUCGUUGUACGGCAGUCCCAGACUACCGUGGACAACCUCCAGAAUGUGUCGAGAACUCUCAACCAGGGAGCUUCCAUUAACAUUUUUGGGUUUGGGCUAGGCAACGAUGAGAGGCAGCAAGUCUUGCAGAUAAGCCAGCAGUUGAACACUACCUCGAACCAGUUGGAGUUGAAAACAGAGGACAAUGCGCACAAGAUCCGGAGGGCCAUCAACAUGGUGCGUUUGGCAAUGAUUAUCAUCUCGGCAGCGAUGCUCCUACUUGUGCUUCUCGGAAUCCUGUUCGCCGCGUGUGGCUUGCAGUCCCUUGUCUACCUGCUGGUGAUUUUGGGAUUCAUUCUUGUCAUCGCAACGUGGAUUCUCUGCGGGGUUUUCAUUCUUCUCAACAACGUAAUGGGGGACACUUGUGUUGCAAUGCGCGAGUGGGUCCAAAACCCCGGCCGCAGCACAAACUUGGAUGACAUCCUUCCGUGCGUCAACCAGACAACAGCAAACCAGACGCUGGACAGAAGCAAAGAGGUGGCGGUGUCGGUGGUGAGAGUCCUUAACCAGGCAGUCACGCUCGUCCUCAACGGCAACGCCGCGCCCCCUGGUAAUCCAUUGAACUUCAACCAGUCAGGACCCACGAUGCCCACGCUGUGCAGUCCAUACGGCCCCGCGCCGGACUACGCCGAAGUCCCGUGUGCCAGCGGCACCAUCACGCUCCAGCAAGCUCCAGGGAACUGGUCCCGCUACGUUUGUCAAGCUCCUACUGGGACGACGUGCGCCACGCCUGGACGAAUGACUCCACAGAUAAAUGACCAAGUCAUGAAGUCCGUGUCCGUCGCUACCGGCUUGGUUGUCAACGUACCGUUCCUGGUGAACGUGGAGAACUGCGUGUUCGUCCGCGAGACGUUCCAGACCAUCAUCCGCGAGAGGUGCCCGGGCUUGCGGAAGUACACGAGGUGGAUUUACAUUGGCUUGGCUCUCGCCUCCGCCGGAACGAUGCUGUCCAUCGUGUUUUGGAUCAUUGCUGCCAGGAGAAAACACCGCCAGCGCCAUCGCCAUCGCCAUGCUGGUUACGAGAAGAACGAGCCCGGCGAGAAGGUUGCACCAACGUAAACGAAAGGUUUGAUGGAUUGAUCUCACUUGUGUUGUAUACAGUCUCUUCUUUCACUUGUAAUUUAUGAGAUUUUUACAUA
Selaginella moellendorffii is the source of this 1960-nucleotide messenger RNA. RefSeq lists its product as uncharacterized. The record is from RefSeq and is a predicted model, not a curated record. Bases 273 to 1880 code for a protein of 535 amino acids. Lineage: Eukaryota; Viridiplantae; Streptophyta; Lycopodiopsida; Selaginellales; Selaginellaceae. Gene Ontology annotation, cellular component: membrane. The transcript is spliced from 9 exons.